AUGCCUCCGCUACCAGGCGAGGAGCGCCUUUUGACCGCUUUUGCCGACAUCCAUUACUACUUCACUGCGCCGGCCCCAAAGCCUCUCCAUCAUCGCUUUGAUAAGGGUUCCUACUUGUACAUCUACCACGAUGCCGCUCAAAACAAGGCGCGAGUCGAGAUUGCCAAUAAUCCAGGAACGGCAGACCAAGAUGCAUUCCACGGUGCUUUGGACAACGUACAUAUCCGUCACUCGGCUCGAUUCCCAACUCUUUGCACGUUGACCGUGGAUGGAGUCAGCAAUUCCCCUCAACCCCAGCAUACAUCUCAGUACGAAUGGCGACUGCCAAGCGGAGACCCCCGCAAUGAGCGGCAUAGCCUCCUGCGCCUCCACACGCUGGACAUCUACUUCUGGGUUCUGGACGAUGCCAACCAGUUCUUGGAUACUGCCAGCCAUGUACUCUCAACUUCGCAGGUCGAGUCGGAUAGGGUCAACAUUACACAAUCAGAACAGCCGAUGAGCUCCGUGGUUCAGCAAUUAGAGAGUAUCGCGGUCUCAGAUCCUGCAUACCAAAAUGGCCAGACUCGUAAUUCUCGAUCUGAACCUACUCCUAUCUCAGCGCCAGCUUCUCAGGUCUAUGAGCUUCCCCCCCCUCCUCCAAGCGCCCCCCAGGCCGAUCAACAAGCGAAUGUUGAACAGCCACCUGCCGAGGAAAAGAAAGAGCCGGAGAAUUUUGCCCCUCUUCCAUAUAACCCCGCCGCCCCAGCAGCACCAGAGCCGAUCAAACACCGCGAGAAGACCCCUCCACCAGAGGAUGGCACAGAGGGCACAGGGCUAAUGGCAGCCGUUGCCGCAGACCACGGCAUCCCAUAUACACCCCCACACCAAGUCGGCGGAGGCGCACCCUCAUUCGCACAACCACAAACUUCAACACCCGGAGCACCAUACCCAGGCGCACCAGCCAUGUCCCCAACAGGCUACGCCUCCCCUCCACCCAGCGCCGGUCUACCAAGAUCAGCCACAUUCCCUUUUCAACAAUCCGUCCAAAGCCCCGGUCUCCCAUCCUACCAGCAAGCCUUCCAGACCGGCCAAGCAUGGCCAGGCUCGCCAGGCGCAAUUUCCUUCGCUCAGUCGCCACAAGAUCCAAACGCACACCUGUAUGCACAGCAAGCGUACGGAUCUCCGCAGUCACCACCUCAGCAAGGGCCGAUUGGAGGGUACUCGAAUUACUCGUAUAGUCAGCCGUCGGCGGGUCAUCAGCCUGGGUCGUCCGAAUAUGAUAUCCAUAGCCAGGUGUACCGACCUACUGAGGCGGAAGUGGGAUCGCACGGUCAAAAGUAUGCGCAGCGGGCUAUGAAAGCCCCGGCGCAGCGACCGAGGAAGUUGGAGGAUAGUGCGGCAAAGUUGGAGAGUGGGGUGAAUAGGUUUUUGAAGAAGCUUGAGAAAAAGCUGUGA
Penicillium cinerascens is the source of this 1434-nucleotide messenger RNA. RefSeq lists its product as uncharacterized. The record is from RefSeq and is a predicted model, not a curated record. The coding region runs from base 1 to 1434 and encodes 477 amino acids. NCBI's taxonomy places the organism in Eukaryota, Fungi, Ascomycota, Eurotiomycetes, Eurotiales, Aspergillaceae. The transcript is spliced from 3 exons.